Pectinophora gossypiella (pink bollworm) is the source of this 2246-nucleotide messenger RNA. It is a transcript of the gene jim, whose product is annotated as zinc finger protein 287. Gene Ontology annotation, biological process: regulation of cytokine production; negative regulation of transcription by RNA polymerase II; regulation of immune system process. The record is from RefSeq and is a predicted model, not a curated record. The coding region runs from base 372 to 2246 and encodes 624 amino acids. The transcript is spliced from 3 exons. Lineage: Eukaryota; Metazoa; Arthropoda; Insecta; Lepidoptera; Gelechiidae.
GCCGCCCGCUCCCAACACUUCCUCUUAUUUUAUUACGAGUUUCAUUUCGCGUACUUUUGGACGGCGGUAGUAAUGCGGCGAGAAAAAAAUCGCAACUUUGGACCCUAAAAAUGGAACACCGUGAACAUUUUUCGACAUACAAAAAAAAUUUUCCCGGCAAAAAUUUUGAAACUAUUCUUUUUACACACCGCUACUAAACGCAGUUCAAAAACUAGGUUUCUUUUACAUUUAUUUUUUUGAAACACAAACCGAUGCAGUUAUCAAGUUUAAGUUCUUGUAUGUUUAGUUUUGUUUUCCGAUGAAACUGUAAACUCAAACUGUACCACUGGACAGACGAAGAAGCGACAGAAGGGAAUAGAAGAGAAGAGAAGAUGGCGUUGGCUUCCUCUGUGAGCCUGUACUACUCGAUAGUGCAGCGAGCUGCCAGGCAUUACCUAGAAGACUAUUGUCACACAGAUACGACAGCUCCGUACGUGCUGUACAAGGAUGGCGUGGAACGCGCGCCCCCGGGGACGCAGUGGGGAGGCGGCAUGCUGGACGGCGGCUACCAACCCAUGCAGCACCAGAGCCCCGGCGGGCCGUCACCGCAGCCCGAGCCGCAGCUGGCAUCGCCCGCGCCCUCGCCCUACCCGCCCGCGCCGCCGCCCGCGGACCCCGCUGGCUCCGCGGCCGACGAGGCGGCACAGCUCGCGCAGCAACAGGCUCAGCAGCAGGCCCAGCAACAACAACAGCAACAGCAACAACAGCAGCAGCAACAACAAACCUCCCCCGAACACAUGCAAGUAGAGCAGCAGCUGCAGAACCAGCCGCAGCCACCCACGCAGGACCACAUCGACCGCACGCCCUGCUUCGUCCCGCAACCAGACCUCCAGCAACAAUACACCCCGUACUUCAAGGAGACGAGGCCGACCAGCCACAUGCUUGGCACCGGCGGAUUCCCGCUGCACUAUCUGAAACAGAAUGGUGGCGUCCUGUCGUUAGAGGGCCCGCUGGACCAAUACACCGCGCCGGAGCUACGCCACCUGCCCGACAUAGUGCAGCCGGAGCCGCCUAAGCCGCGCAAGCACAAUCCUAACUCUGAGCUGCGGCUAUUCAAAUGCCUGACGUGUGGCAAGGACUUCAAGCAGAAGUCGACACUGCUGCAGCACGAGCGCAUCCACACGGACUCGCGGCCCUACGGCUGCCCGGAGUGCGGCAAGCGGUUCCGCCAGCAGUCACACCUCACUCAGCACCUGCGAAUCCACGCCAACGAGAAGCCCUACGCAUGCGUGUACUGCCCGCGCUCGUUCCGGCAGCGCGCCAUCCUCAACCAGCACCUGCGCAUCCAUUCCGACGUGUCGCCGCAUCUGAUCUUCAAGAACGGCACGACGCCAACGUUGUGGCCGCAAGACGUGCCCUUCCCGCCCGACGAGAACAAGGAGGAGAUCCAGUCAACGUUCGGCGACGCGGACGGACAGAACGGGGAACAGCGCGGCUCCUGCUUCUCACCGGGAGACACGGCGCAGUAUCCGGCAUAUUUUAAAGAUACCAAGGGUCUCAACCACACUGUGUUCGGGUCGGGAUUGUCGCUACAGUAUCUGAAGGGCGGUAAACUCCCCGACGUUCUCGGUGGGCGUGCGAUGCCGCUAUACGUGCGCUGCCCAAUAUGUCAAAAGGAAUUCAAGCAGAAGUCGACGCUGCUGCAGCACGGCUGCAUCCACAUAGAGUCCCGGCCAUACCCAUGCCCGGAGUGCGGCAAACGUUUCCGGCAACAGUCGCACCUAACGCAACACCUGCGUAUUCACACCAACGAGAAACCCUACGGGUGCGUGUACUGCCCCCGUUUCUUCCGACAGCGGACUAUCUUGAAUCAACACCUGCGCAUACACACCGGCGAGAAGCCGUACAAGUGCACGCAAUGCGGGAAAGAUUUCCGGCAGAAAGCCAUUCUGGACCAACACACCCGGACGCAUCAAGGGGACCGGCCGUUCUGCUGCCCGAUGCCCAAUUGCCGGCGGCGGUUCGCGACCGAGCCGGAGGUGAAGAAGCACAUCGACAACCACAUGAACCCGCACGCGGCGAAGGCGCGGCGUGCUGACGCGUCCAAGACGCCGCGGCCGCUGCCGCCUGCCGCCGCCGUGGUGAAGCCCGAGCUGUACUUCCCACAGUGCUACGCGCCGCCGUUCCAGCAGUUCCCGUCGUCGGGCGCGGAGUUCAAGCCGGCCGUGGGCCCGGGCGCGCCCGUGGCGUGCCUGCCGGCGCAGUGA